AUGCCCUUCUCUCUUGAGCGGAAUGGCAGCCAGAUAGCUUCGGUGGUGGUCAAAGAGGGCCUCCUCAGUCUGUGGUUGCCCCAGAAGUCCAAGUGGCAGAACGUGUAUUGCAAGCUGCAACAAUCCGGAUGGUUUUACUGGUUCCACAAGUCCGGUUACAGAAAGCCUAUACAUGGAGUGGAUCUGAAGGUGGUUGCAGCCUUUUUCGCCCAUGGUGAACUGACAAAAGCACUUAGCGUGAGACCAGCUGGAAUGAUUGACGCAGAUUACGAAAGAGCGUUUGCUUUGACAAAAGAGCCGGUGGUGGGAAGCGAAAUAUUCUUCUUCUUAUGCUCAAACAUGGCCGAAAUGAAGAGUUGGGUGACAAGCAUAUUUACGGUGCUCGGACAACCAGUGCCAGCAGAAUAUCAAGUGUCAACCAUUGGGAUAGCCUAUCAACAAGGAAAUCCUGUUUGCACGCAGGGAGUUGGCAUUCCGGUAUCAGUGAAUGCUGCUACGAGCUUUCCGCUACUACUUGUAAGGCCCUAUUCAGGAACUUCCUCUCCCACUGCAACAACGCAGCAAAUCCUGCCGACACAAAGAACAGCUUCGCCAACACCUACGGGCCAUAAUUUGAACCCACCAAUCCAACAGUCCUCCUCGGUGCCGACGCUGUUUCGCCUGAUUCCAUCAAGCGCAUCCCCUCUACCCUCGGCCACAGUCCCUGCAAUGCAACAAGCCGCUUUCCCAAUUAUGGCUCAACCCUUGGUUUUGCAGCCAGUCACGCAAAUACCACAUCCUUUGCCAAACGGCGAAUCGAAAGGUCCGUUCCGCAGUCUGAGUGAUGCUGGGAACAUUGUAAAGGAGGCUAGUGCCCAGGGACGACCUCUGGAAAAGGGCACCCCGAAGCCGCACGGGAAAAGCUCACAUUCGGACAAUCAACGUGACUUCAUUUCAUCCCCAAAGGUGACUUCACAGCAAUCUCUAUUCCGCCGGAUCGACCCAUAGAACGCACAAUACACACCCUUAAACUAAGCAAUACCUAUAACCCGCUCCAAUUGAUUUUGGUUCGCGCAUCAGGCGCCUGUUUAAUUUACUCAUCAGUAUCACUGUUUAAUUGUCAUUUUCGUUUAUUGGCCUAAUACGCACUUCAUUUUUCCGCU
Opisthorchis viverrini is the source of this 1142-nucleotide messenger RNA. RefSeq lists its product as hypothetical. Lineage: Eukaryota; Metazoa; Platyhelminthes; Trematoda; Opisthorchiida; Opisthorchiidae. The record is from RefSeq and is a predicted model, not a curated record. Bases 1 to 987 code for a protein of 328 amino acids. The transcript has 7 exons.